Molecule: messenger RNA, 1584 nt
Organism: Apis dorsata (giant honeybee)
Lineage: Eukaryota; Metazoa; Arthropoda; Insecta; Hymenoptera; Apidae
Gene: Eno
Product: enolase
Exons: 6
Coding region: 50-1360 (436 amino acids)
Biological process (GO): glycolytic process
Cellular component (GO): phosphopyruvate hydratase complex
Molecular function (GO): phosphopyruvate hydratase activity; magnesium ion binding
Source: RefSeq, a predicted model, not a curated record
AUUUCUAAUAAAUAAAUAUACUACUCGUAGUACUACUCGCAGUAAUAGAAUGUCAUCAUCCAUUAAAUCCAUAAAAGCACGUCAAAUUUUUGACUCUCGUGGUAAUCCUACUGUAGAGGUUGAUAUUGUCACAGAUGAUGGACUCUUUAGAUCUGAGGUACCAUCAGGUGCUUCUACUGGUAUUCAUGAAGCUCUAGAACUUAGAGAUAAUGAUAAAUCUAAAUAUCAUGGAAAGUCUGUUUUUAAAGCUAUAAAUAAUAUUAAUAAUAUUAUUGGACCAGAAUUAAUAAAGUCAAACUUGGAUGUUACUUCACAAAGUGAUAUUGAUAAUUUGCUUUUGAAACUUGAUGGUACAUCAAACAAAUCAAAUCUUGGAGCAAAUGCAAUUCUGGGUGUUUCCUUGGCAGUUUGUAAAGCAGGAGCAGCAAAAAAAAAAACUUCAUUAUAUAGAUAUAUUGCAGAUUUGGCAGGAAAUACGAAUAUUAUUUUACCAGUUCCAGCUUUUAAUGUUAUCAAUGGUGGUUCACAUGCUGGAAAUAAAUUAGCAAUGCAAGAAUUUAUGAUUCUACCUACAGGUGCUUCUAGUUUCUCAGAUGCCAUGAAAAUGGGUACUGAAAUUUAUCAUCAUUUGAAAAAUGGUAUUAAAUCGAAGUUUGGUCUUGAUGCUACUUCUGUUGGUGAUGAAGGUGGUUUUGCUCCAAAUAUUUUGGACAACAAAGAAGCUCUAAAUUUGAUCAUAGAUUCUAUCAAAACUGCUGGAUAUGAUGGAAAAGUCAAAAUUGGUAUGGAUGUUGCUGCAUCAGAAUUUUAUAAAAAUGGAAAAUAUGAUUUAAAUUUUAAGAAUGAAAAAUCUGAUCCAAGCACAUAUUUGGAUUCAAAUUCCUUAAAGAAUUUAUACCUACAAUUUAUUAAAGAAUUCCCAAUUGUAUCAAUUGAAGAUCCAUUUGAUCAAGAUGAUUGGAGUUCAUGGACAACAUUAACAUCUUCUACUGAUAUUCAAAUUGUGGGUGAUGACGUUACUGUCACAAAUCCUAAUAGGAUCAAAAUGGCUAUUGACAGAAAAGCUUGCAAUUGUUUGUUAUUGAAAGUCAAUCAAAUAGGUACUGUCACAGAAUCAAUCAAUGCUCAUAAACUUGCUAAAAAUGCUGGAUGGGGCACAAUGGUUUCUCAUCGUUCCGGAGAAACAGAAGAUACGUUUAUUGCUGAUUUAGUUGUUGGUUUAUCGACUGGCCAAAUUAAAACGGGUGCGCCUUGCCGUUCAGAACGUUUAGCAAAAUACAAUCAAAUUCUUCGUAUUGAAGAAGAAUUAGGUUCGUCUGCCAGAUAUGCAGGAAAUAAAUUCCGUAAUCCUCAGGCUUAAGAUAUAUUAUAUCUUUUUAUUAAUGAAGUUUUAGUUGUUAUAUUUACUGCAAAAUAAGUUGAAUAUAUACUUUUAUAAUUAUUAACAUUGUAUUGAUGAAAUCAUUACUGUUAUUAUAUUUAAAAGAGAAAAAGGUUUCAAUUAUAGAGAUAGAGAAAUGAAGAAAUCAAAGAAUUUCUGUUAAAAGAAAUAUUAUGAAAAAUAAAAAUAUGCAGAUAUUUAUU